AUGUCGGCUUCAGCGCAAAGAAUCGCAGCCAUCGAGGAGGAGCUGGCGAGGACUCAGAAGAACAAGGCGACCAUGUCGCACAUCUGUAUGCUCAAGGCGCAGCUCGCGCAGCUCAGGAGGCAGGAGAUCGAGAGCCAGAUGAAAGCGGCAGGAGGAGGAGGAGACGGGUGGGACGUGAAGGCAACAGGAGACGCGCGAGUGGGUCUGAUCGGCUUCCCCUCUGUCGGCAAGUCGACGCUGCUGACGAAGAUGACGGGGACGCACUCGGAGUCUGCUGCCUACGAGUUCACGACCCUGACCUGUAUCCCUGGCAUCAUCAGGUACAAGGGAGCUAAGAUCCAGCUGCUGGAUCUCCCGGGUAUCAUCGAGGGGGCCAAGGACGGCAAGGGAAGGGGCAAGCGAGUGAUCGGCACGGCGAGAACGUGCUCUCUGAUCCUUAUGGUCCUGGAUGCCAGCAAGCCCGUGACCCACAAGAAGCUGAUCGAGAAGGAGCUGCACGGCUUCGGUAUCCGACUGAACCAGUCGAAGCCCAACGUCUACUUCAAGAGGCAUGACAAGGGAGGCAUCCAGCUCCACGUCCAGCUCCCCCACGCCCCCACCUACAUCACCCCGCAGAUCCUCAAGUCUGUCCUGCAGGAGUACAAGAUCCACCACGCGGAGAUCACCUUGCGUGAGGACUGUACUGUAGACGAGCUGAUUGACAUCAUCGAGAGUACCGACAAGAUCGGGAUGAUGCGAGUUUACAUGUACGCUGCUCCACUCGUUAAUUCCCCUCCUCGCCUCCUCCCCUUCCUCUCCUUCUCUCCUUGCUUUCGUUUCCUCCUCCAUCUCUUUCCUCGAUAG
This is a messenger RNA of Guillardia theta CCMP2712, 843 nucleotides long. RefSeq lists its product as hypothetical. The coding region runs from base 1 to 843 and encodes 280 amino acids. Gene Ontology annotation, biological process: cytoplasmic translation. Gene Ontology annotation, cellular component: cytoplasm. The transcript is spliced from 2 exons. Gene Ontology annotation, molecular function: GTP binding; GTPase activity. NCBI's taxonomy places the organism in Eukaryota, Cryptophyceae, Pyrenomonadales, Geminigeraceae. The record is from RefSeq and is a predicted model, not a curated record.